AUGGAGUGGGACCACUUUGUGGAACACUACAACAAGGGCGGAGGUCGUGAGAUUGACCUAGAUUGGAUGCAGUUCUGCGCUCGCUAUAAUACGCUUCGGAUUCUUCUCGCGUUGAUACGCAAGAUUCUGGACCUGCAGUUGGGGUUGAGCAACGACAUACGAUACUUGAUGAUUCAACUCGAUUUCGCUCCCCGUGUCAUGGAGCUUGGUAUGAACGACAUUCGAGUUGUCGCCAAAUGA
This is a messenger RNA of Cladophialophora bantiana CBS 173.52, 240 nucleotides long. RefSeq lists its product as uncharacterized. The record is from RefSeq and is a predicted model, not a curated record. NCBI's taxonomy places the organism in Eukaryota, Fungi, Ascomycota, Eurotiomycetes, Chaetothyriales, Herpotrichiellaceae. The transcript has a single exon. The coding region runs from base 1 to 240 and encodes 79 amino acids.